Pseudomassariella vexata is the source of this 2951-nucleotide messenger RNA. RefSeq lists its product as uncharacterized. The transcript has a single exon. The coding region runs from base 113 to 2857 and encodes 914 amino acids. Gene Ontology annotation, molecular function: RNA binding. Gene Ontology annotation, biological process: RNA processing. The record is from RefSeq and is a predicted model, not a curated record. NCBI's taxonomy places the organism in Eukaryota, Fungi, Ascomycota, Sordariomycetes, Amphisphaeriales, Pseudomassariaceae. Gene Ontology annotation, cellular component: nucleus.
AGCGGCCGAAGGGUUACAUGACGAUCCAGCAACUUCCUCAACAACGUCCCAAUGGCCUCCGACCCCUCAAUUUACUCGACAUGCUUCAGCCCAUAACUGAAAGAGUGACAAUAUGUCGUCCAACAAACUUCCCGACUUCCCCAACGUAGAAGCCAAACUCCAGAAACCCUCCAAGCAAUCCGCCUUCGAGAAGGAGCGCGCCGAGCGGGAGGCCAAGCGAAAGCGCGAAGCUGCUGAAACCGCGGCCGUCUACGAGAGCUUCGUCAAGAGCUUCGACCGCGAUGAAGACGAAGAUGAGGACGAGAUCUCGGCUAUCGCACGGGGCUCCAGUCGUUUCGGUGGUCGUGGAGGUGGAACACUUGGAGGGCUGCCAGGCAGGGGAGGAGGAGCAUUCGGGGGUAGCAGUGCGCCAGGGAAGAGACAUUUUGGCGCAGCUGGUGGAAUGAAGAGCGGGCCGGGGAGUCUAGGACCGCCACCUUUGAGUUACGGACGCAAGAGGGGCUUCGAUGGAGGGUUGCAGGGUCAGAAUCAGCGCGACUUUGGACGCAGAGACGAGGGACGGGGACGGCUCGGGUUUCAGGAAGAGGAGCGUGAGAGAGAUGGACUCAAGGACAGAGACUGUGAUGCACCGCCGUCCAGAUUGAUAUCGAAAGCCUUUAAUACAAGUGACGACGAGGGAGAUGCCAGGGCGACAGACAGGGCCGAGGAGCGAGCUGUUGCGAAACCCACACUACGCCUCUCUAAUCUGCCACCUGGCACCUCACCAGCAGUCAUCAAGGCUCUCAUACCCCCAAAUUUGACAGUCGAGAGCGUCAAGCUGCUUCCGCCAGGUGCUCCAGGCGUCAAUGAGCGGAAGUCCAUGACGGCUAUUUUGGUUCUAUCCCAGGACACGCCAGCGACAGACAUCGACGCCGCCGUCAGUUCUUUACAAAAUCGCUAUCUCGGUUAUGGUUUCAACUUGUUAUUACACAGGCAUUUAUCGUCAGCUGUCACAACCACCGUGGCGGCCACGUUGUCAUCCGCUACCGCAUCCCAGCCCUUUGGAGCCAAACCCGUUGCUCAAACAAAUGAUCACCAACCAGCACAAUUUCACCGUGGGUUUGCCCCCCCAUCUUCAUAUGGGCCACCGGGCGGACCUAUCCAAAGGACUAUUUUGCAUGUCCCGGUUCAAGCGCCGAGAGACAUUAAGCAGCUUCAACUUAUUCACAAGGUUGUCGAAUCAAUCCUGGAGCAUGGCCCCGAAUUUGAGGCUUUACUUAUGUCACGUCCAGAAGUUCAGCGGGAGGAAAAAUGGGCCUGGCUUUGGGACGCACGGAGCGAAGGCGGUGUAUGGUACCGCUGGCGGCUAUGGGAAGUCAUCACGGGCUCACAGUCCAGAGAUGGCAAGCAGCAGGGGAAGUACCUUCCUCUAUUCGAAGGUAGUCACGCAUGGAAAACGCCCGAGAAACCCCUGGCCUACGAAUACACUACCAAUAUCGAUGAGUUCGUAUCGGAUCCUGAAUACAACUCCUCUGAUGAGGAAGACUUUGAAGACGACGGGAACAAGCACGCCGAGGGUGGACCCGGUGGCGAUAAUGAGAGCGCUUACCUCAACCCUUUCGACAAGGCGAAAUUAGCACAUCUACUAGCACGGCUGCCCAACACACUCGGUCGCAUCCGCAAAGGUGAUAUAGCUAGAGUGACGACAUUCGCCAUUACACACGCCAGCCGCGGAGCUGGUGAAAUCGUUGACAUGAUCGUUUCGAACAUAGAGAGACCAUUCUCACUCACAUUCGCAAAUCCCGAAUACAAGCCGAACAGCAAAGGAGAAGACAACGGCCAGUCGCCACCUAAUGGUGACUCCAACACCUCAACCCCUCUGCCCGAGGACGCCGGCGCAGCUGCCAAAGCCAAUGAGCCGGAAGACACGAGCGCUUCGAGUCUCGUCGGACUCUACAUCGUGUCCGACAUCCUCUCCUCGUCUGCGACUAGCGGCGUCCGACAUAGCUGGCGCUUCCGGCAGCUCUUCGAAACGUCGCUGCGCGAGCGGAAGGUAUUCGAGCACCUGGGCCGCACGGCGGAGCGGUUGAACUGGGGCCGUCUAAGGGCGGAGAAGUGGAAGCGCAGCGUGGGGCUCGUAUUAGGGCUAUGGGAGGGCUGGUGCGUAUUUCCGGCCGAGAGCCAGGAACUCUUUGCGAAGAGCUUUGAGAGUCCGCCGAGCAGCAACAGCAGCACUGCCGCCACUACCGCUACUAUCAAGAAAGACGACAGCAUGAAACAGAGCGAGGUCGAAACAAAAGAGAAGAAAGCGGGGGGCCGGUGGAAGCCGGUGGAGACAGGGGCGGGCAUUGAUGCGGCGGCGGGAGGAGGAGGAGGAGGGGGGGCCGGCCAGAGGGGGUUCAAGCCUGUCGAGGCUGUGGCGGAUGGUGGUGGCUUUGAUCCGAGUCGUGAGACCAAGGUGGGUGGCGUGGAUGUUGAUGAUGGGGAGCCGAUGGACGAGGAUGUGGAUCUGAACCUGGGGGACGAGGACGAGCUCAUGGAUGAGGAUAUUGACGGCGUGCCGAUGAGUGAGGAUGAGGAGGGGUGGGAAAGAGGACACGAGGACCUUGAUGGCGAUAAGAUGGAUGAAGAUCCACCGCCACCUCCUCCUCUUCUUCUUCCUUCUCCGCCUCCGCCGCCGGUAGCUGAUGAGGAAGGUAAUGCGAGCGUGAGUGCGCCUCAGGAGGUUGGGAAACCUAGUAUUACUGGUGUUGGUGUUGGUUCUAGUGUUGGUGGAGGGGAUGGGGACCUGACAGAAGCCGGCCCUAGACCCAGGAGGCGUCUACGAGCUGUUGACAUGUUUGCUGACUCGGAUGCGUCUGAUGAGGGGGGCAAGUAGGCUGGCGGGCGGGCAGAUAGGGUUGAGCUUAAUCGAGAUACCCCCAUACGUUUGAAAGAGAAGAUUCAUACGUUCAUAUUCAAGGAAACCAAGG